Cryptococcus deneoformans JEC21 is the source of this 4093-nucleotide messenger RNA. RefSeq names its product oxysterol-binding protein, putative. Gene Ontology annotation, cellular component: membrane; cytosol; intracellular membrane-bounded organelle. The record is from RefSeq and is a predicted model, not a curated record. The transcript is spliced from 13 exons. Lineage: Eukaryota; Fungi; Basidiomycota; Tremellomycetes; Tremellales; Cryptococcaceae. Gene Ontology annotation, biological process: piecemeal microautophagy of the nucleus; endocytosis; maintenance of cell polarity. Gene Ontology annotation, molecular function: sterol binding; protein binding. Bases 66 to 3815 code for a protein of 1249 amino acids.
CAGAAUUCACAUCUUUCGUUAUCUUUCUCCUGCAGUACAUCUAACAACACUUCCAACUGCAUGCGAUGAGCGCGCCCAUGCCCAUCACGCCAAGGAGAGCCUCUCCUGAGAAGACAUCCAAGUUAUCCACAAGUACAUCUUCGAACUCGAACCUAUCCUUGUCAGCCCCUCCAUCUGCGUUAUACAACUUCCGUUUACUCUCUGCGCUCCGUUCCGAGGAUGCGUCAGAGGUACAACAGUUUUUGAACCAACUCAAGGCAGCUGGCGGGACAGAAGAGCAAAUGGAGAAAGCUGGGCAGAUGUUGGGAAUGGCUGUAAGGGUUGCCAGUAUCCCGGUGAUAACCUUAAUCCUCAAUUCUCCCAACGUCUCUUCACCAAACCUCCCAACUGGUACAGGAACACCUUCGACUCCUUUACACGUCGCCAGUGAGCUGGGACGUGUCGACAUUGUCCAGCUCCUUCUGUCUGAUCCCAGGAUUGAUGAUACCAUCAAGGAUGAUCGUGGGCGUACGCCAUUGGAGUGCGCCGCCUCCCCUGAAGUUGCGUCCGUCAUUGAAGAAUCCCGUGCGCAACUUCAGAGUAAAUACAUGGCUUUGCUCUCUCAAUAUGUGUCAAGCCCUCUGAAUUCUCCAGGUGAGAGUGCUUCCCUUGCAAAGUUCUUGGAUCUCCCAAGGAUGGGAGUUGUCAACUUGAAUGCUCUGGAUGGAAGGACUGGGACCAGCCUGUUGCACGAAGCUGCCCGACGACGAGACCUUCGAUUGGUAGAACUCGCGGUCAAGAAAGGCGCAGAUGUCUUCGUAAGGGACAAGCGUAAUAAGAGGGUGCUGGACGGCGAAAAGAAUGCGGACGAUAGAAUCAAAAUGUUCUUGAGGCAAUUCAAUAACCAGGAUAGUCUUGUCGAAGCCAAGUCUGACGGUCGACCUCCUGAUCACCGUGGAUUCCUCAGCAAAUGGGUCAAUUACAGGAGCGGCUGGCGUACCAGAUGGUUUGUCCUCGAAAAUGGUGUACUUAGUUACUAUCGUGAUCGCGAAGACGAAGCCGUUGCUUGUCGAGGUUCAAUUGCCAUGGCCGUCGCCACUCUUCAUUCUUCCUCUGAUGGGACCCGUUUCGAACUUUCCUCCAAGGUGUCUUCAGCCGUACCCAAGUUUAUUGUCAAGUCUGUGCACCGUGCAGAGAUUGCACGAUGGAUCCAGACCAUUAAGCUCAACAUUGAGUAUUACCAAAAUGGUCCCGGUGCAGAAGGCCAGGGGACUGGCCCUCCUUUACCUCGAAGAAGCGCUAGUCUCAAGGUGCAUGACAACGCUGCUACUGCUGUGAAUUCGCUGCCACCUUCGGAUCAGUUUUUAAGCCCUACUCUUCAACGUACCGCUACCAGUCUUAGCGGCGCCAGUAUUGGCAGCGUUAAACCUCCGUCCGAAAGUAGCAACACUCGAAUCACUGGAACCCACCCAGAAAGCCUUGCUUUCGAAAAAGACGAUAGCGAUCAUAGCGAAGAUGACGAUCAGCCGUCUACAGAGGUUAUUCCUUAUGAGAAUGCUUAUGAACUAGGCGUGCUCAAUAUCAAGGAACAAAUCGACCUUACCCUCCAGCUCGUCGACUCUAUCGUUGUCCCUCCAUCCGCUCCUCCUUCCUCCGGUCGUGACACAUCCACUUCUGCUCGCCAAGCAGCCGUCAAAGAUGCUUUGCGCCAGUCCCUCUCCACCAUGUCUAGCCUCGUCCUCAAACAAAACGCCAUGUCACACGACCGCGAACGAUACUUCACAAGCCGUAUCCAGCGAGAAAUCCAAGCUCGUCAGCUAUGGGAGGAGAACAUGCUCACUAUCGCCAAACAGCAGGCGGAGUUUGAGCAGCAACUAAACGAUGCGGCAAAGGUGAAUGAGAAGAAGAAGAAGGCGUUGAGGCAGGCGAAGGGAGUACUGGCUGGUUUGAGCGGAGUAAGCGUGCCGACUUCUCCUGCGGAGCUUGGAGAACCACGUGCAUCCAUAGAUCAGGGUAUCCUGGGACCUGCCUCAACGACGGGAACUGGCGAGACACUCUCUCCGUUCUCCAAGACGACAUUUACAUCUGCCGGUCCGCCCAUCUCGAGUACAACACCUACCGCACCAUCAGGAGCCUUAUCACCUCCCUCAAUCCCCAACAUCAAAGAAGCCCACGAUGCCAUCGUCGCCGCCGAGUCUGGGGACGAGGAUGAUGAUACCGACGAGUUCUUUGACGCGAUUGAGCAGAAUCAGUUGCCGAAUUUAAAGCUUUAUGAUUCUAUUGCUCAUCCAGAGAGAGAACUUCCUGGGACGCCGGUUACACCGGGGACUCCUGGUAUUGAUAGGGGAGUCGGUAUAGUGGCCGAUGCUGGUGGAGAGGCUGAAGAAGGCGCUGUGCAAGAUUCGAAGCUGGUCAGGCAGCAAUCUGUUCCCGCAAAGGGUACGAUUGAAGAGUAUCUUGCGAGACAAAGUUUGGAACCGUAUCUGCAUGUGAGGCACAAAUUGCCUAUUGAUGAUGACAAGAGGCCUUCUGUGAGCUGUGAGUUGUUUUAUUAUACCGAUAAAUACCGGAAGGGCGUCGGCUUACGAGGAGCACAUGUUAUAGUGUGGAGUAUUUUAAAGAGUUCUGUGGGCAAAGAUCUUACAAAGAUUUCCUUUCCUGUCAGCUUCAACGAGUGCACUUCAAUGCUCCAGCGAAUGGCGGAAGAUAUGGAAUACGACGCUUGCUUAACUGUUGCUGCCUCUGAGAAAGACAGCCUCCGUCGUAUAGCAUUCGUUGGUGCAUUUGCGAUGAGCAAUUAUAGCUCAACUAUCGGCCGUAUCGCCAAACCCUUCAACCCUCUGUUGAGCCAAUCAUUCGAGUACGCCAUUCCAAACAGAUAUCGAUACAUUUCUGAACAAGUUUCUCAUCAUCCUCCUAUCUCUGCGUGCUACUCUGAAGCACCCAAAUGGAAGUACUAUGGCGAGGUUGAUGCCCAGAACAAAUUUCAAGGGCGUUCCUUUGAGAUUCGACCGACUGGGGUGGCCCAUGCAGAGUUGAUAAUACCUCAAGAAUGGAUAAAUCCGUCCUUGAAGUAUCCUGAUGCAGGUUCCGAGUAUGGACCUGGCUUGGUGAAGGAACACUACUCGUGGAAAAAGGUGACGACGAACGUAUCGAACUUCAUAAUGGGAUCACCUAUUAUUGACCAUUACGGAGACCUCGUUGUUACAAAUCAUCGAACUGGCGAGACCUGCACGCUUACGUUCAAGCCACGAGGAUGGAGAGGUAGAGAUGCAUUUGAGAUCAAGGGUAACGUCAAGGAUGCCGACGAAAACGUCAAGUGGGACAUCGCUGGUCGAUGGGACACUCAGCUUAUUGCGCGAGAGGCUAGCGCUGAGACUCUCCCUCUUGAAUCCGACAUGAAUGUGAACCAGGCGCAGAAGGAGUACAUUUUGUUGUGGAGGAAUUCUGAGAAACCAAAAGCGCCAUUCAACCUCACACCUUUUGCCAUCACACUAAAUGACAUUCCGAAGGGUUUGGGAGAAUAUCUUUGUCCCACCGACUGUAGGUUGCGAACAGAUCAAAGAGCGUUUGAGAAUGCGGAGUAUGACCGAGCUCAGGGGUUGAAGACACUGAACGAAGAGAAGCAACGCAAUACCCGUAAGCUUCGUGCUGAAGGCAAACUUCCACCUCACGAACCCAGGUGGUUCAAUGCAACUGUUGAUGACGACACACGCGAGCGUUUAUGGGAGCCGAAGAGGGCUGAGAAUGGGGAAGUUGCGUUCUGGAGUGUCAGAGAGAAGAAGAACUGGGACGCUGCGGGAAUUGAGCACAUUUUUGCCAGUGAUGAGGCAUAGUAAUGAUCGCUUUUGAACACUUAAUAAUAGGGUUCGUAUAUCAGAAAUUGAAUUAUCAACCCGACACUUUUUUGGUGUAUGCUUAUUUAUCUCCUUUAUUGACGUUGCGAAAUUGUCAUGGAUAAGGUUCAGAUGGCUUAUCUGAGUAUCUAUCUCAAACACGGGGAGUUAAAUGAGAUGGCUGGCUACAGUUGAUUCAUAACGAGCUUAAAUGAGCAGUGUUAUGCUUUUGUGUUUUCAGAGUAUAUACUGUAUGCAGCUAAAACAACAUCGAACAG